AUGUUUUAAAGUGAUAUAGAAUUUUUAGAGAUGUAUCAUCUUCAAUCUAAGGAUUAAGCUCUCUCUUCAUUAGUAAAAGGAUCGUAGGAGUACAUAUAUUAUACUCUCCUCAAAGCCUUGAAUGAACAACAAUCAAAUCUUAAUGAUGAUUAGAAAACACUACUAAAGAAUCUAAAACCUCAUUCCGAUAAUUUAAAGAAUAUUGAGUUUCGAUCUCUCAUACUAGAGUUUGACAGUCUUUGUAAAGAAGAAGACACUAAAGAAAAUGAAAUUAAAAGAUAAAAGCUUAUGUAGAUUAUCAAUGAUAAAUUCUUGUAUCUCAAAUUCAACAACCAAGGAAAUAAGCUACAUGAAUUUUAAAACGAAUAAAGCUCUUAGAGAGAAGCAUAAUCAGGGACUCGUUAAUACAAAACUAAAUUGGACGAGACAAAUGUCUCUUUAAAUAAGUAUUUAGAAAAGGCUUAUUAAAUUGAAAACCUAAAUAAAUUUUCUGUUUACGCACUUCGAUAAUUAUAGUUUGAACAAAUCUUGAAAUGUAGUGAUAAUUGGAUUUAUGAAUAUUUAAACACUCUCGCUAGUUCAAAAGCAUUAGAAGGGUAUUUAAAUAUAUUUAUAUAGUUUGGAUUUUGUUAUUCCAUUAUUUUAUAGACUUAUAAAAGGGUAGUUUCAAUUAGGAUCUAUUUUUACUGCCAUGAGUUUGUAAUAAAUGGAAGAGCUUUAAAAAGUUUAUGAGGAUUUGUAGAAUAAUUUAGAUUUUAUAAAAAAUUACUAUGCCAAAAGAUUUGAUUCUAAGAAUGUCUAUGAUACUGAUGCUUUGAAAUAGAAAGAACAUUUACUAGAAGUGUAAAAUUGGUAAAAGACACUGCCUAACUAAUUUUAAUUUGAAUCAUUAGUCUUUAUCAAUUUAUUAAGUCUAAGUAAAAUUUAUGAUUUAAUUAGAUGAUAAAUAAAGUAAUUAUGAUAUCCAUCUCUUUAUUUCAUAUCUUUAAACACCAUUAAAGGAAUAUCCUGGUAUCAAUUACAAUUUAAGGGAUAGCUUGGGAACAAUGAAAUUUUUAUUUAAUCCUAUACCUCUGCCAGUAGAGCAUGAUCAAAUUAUUUAUAAACAUCUUGAAUAUAUGAUUAAAAACGAAUUAGAUUUAGAAUAAAUCUAAAAUUAUUUUGAAAAAGAUUAUUUGAAUAAAACAAAAGCUUUGCUUUAUUUGUAGCUGGGGAAAGAUCUAACAAAUAUAAAUUCAAUUCUAACAGAAAAUGAAGUCAUAAAAUUACAGAAUGAAAAAUACAUUGAAUUUCAUUAGUAAACUAAACUAAAACAAUUCUAACAUGGAGAAUCAGUUAAGCUUUGCAUUUUCUUAAAGAAUAUUCCCUCAUUAUCUAUAAAAUUAUUCUAAAUUGACACACUUAAUUAUUAUUUACAAGAUGAAUCACAGAGUUUCUUAAAUCUCAACCUAAAAGGUUUGAUUCCUAAAAACGAGAUGCUUUUUGAUUACUCGAAGGAUUUUAAGCCUACAUAAAAAAUAGAGAAAGAAAUCGAAUUUCCAGAAAUAAGUUAACAAAAUAGAGGCAUAUUUAUUAUUGAAUUCUAUGGAAAUGGCAUAGUCUCAAGAGCACUAAUCUAAAAAGGAAAUAUUUAAUUACGAUAAAAAAAAAAGGUUUCUUCAGGACAUUGCUUUGAAAUUUUGAAUGAAAAUUUAGAAGUUUGCUGCUCCAAUACAACAGGACUAUGGUUGGACAAAUAAUUUUAUAAGAUUGAUCAGGAAAGAAAAGAAAUUUUGAUACCAUUUGGGACUACUACUUAAAAUCAUAAAGUAAUAAUUACUCAUGAAGGGUUUGCAAAUUUACAAAGAAUAUAAAUUGAAUAAGAGUCUUACGAUUUGAAAUGUAGGGGAGUAAUCUCUGAAGAAUCCAUGAUCAUAGGAAAUUAAGCCAAAGUUUUGUUAUUCCCAAAGCUCUUUGGAAAUUAAAAUAGUAUUAGUUUGAAAUUGUUAAAAAAUUUAAUCAUUUUAGUUACAAUCUAUAAUGAAGAAAUGAAUCCAACUGUUUUUACAUUUGAUAAUGUAAAAUUUGAAGAUAGAAAGCCAUUUGAAAUGGAUAUCCCUAUUAGUAAAUUUAAACAAAUUAGAGUUUAAGUUACUGCUUAAAUCUAAAGUAUGUUAAAUAAAUCAAUAAUUGAUCUAAAAGAUUUUAUUUCAAUAGUGAUUGAGGAGGAAUUUGACACAGAAUAUUAUAAUAAUUAGUAUCUAUAAUACACUGAAGAUGAGGGGUAUUCAAUUUAUGUCUUAGGGAAAGCUGGAGAACCGAAAAUAAAUGUAAAGCUUGAAUUAACAUUUCUAAUUCAGCAUUUUCAAAAAUUCACAGAAGUUUUUCAAACUAACAAAAAUGGAAGGGUUCAUUUAGGUUAAUUGAAAAACGUCACUUUAAUUAACUCCAAACCGCUUGAACCUUAAGCAAUAAAUUAAAACCCAAGGAGUUGGAUCAUUUCUAACUUAGACACAUAAAAUAUUCCAAAUCAACUAAAUGUAUUAGCAGGCUAAAAAAUAACUAUACCUAUUUCUAUUGAAAAGGAAUAUAUACUAUUAUAUAAGAUUCAUAAGAAUUAAAUAAUUGAUUAUUUUUCGUAGGCUUUCGUUUUAGAAAAAAAUUAGUUAAGCUUUACUUUAACUGAACCUGGAAAUUAUGAGUUAUAAUUAAUGGUUGAUAAUAACCCGAAAUUAAUUUAAAUAGAAAUUUUUAAAGGAAAACUUAAAAAAGAUAUUGAUGGAUUUAUAAGCAACAAUAAAUUAAUAUUAGACUAAUAAUUAAACCAUCUAAUUUCAAUUCAAAAUUUAAAAAAAACACAGGAAGAGUCAGGCGUGAUGAUUACAGGAUCAAUAUGUUCAAACCGCCCAGUAAUUCUAUUUGCGCUAGUUGAAACAUUUUACAAAUAAUCCAAAAUCCUUAUACAACAAAUGAAAAAUAUUCUAUAAUCAGAGAAGAAAGAGGAAUUUCAAAUGUUUUAAAAAUAAGUUGAGGUGAUAUCAAACAUUAAAAUCUCAGAAGAAGAACGAUAUGUAGAAAAUAGAAAAAAAUAGGAAACAUUUAUUGGCAAUACUUUAGAGAAACCUCAGCUUUUACUUAAAAGAUAAUGUAUCAGAGAAUGUGUAAACGAAAAAGAAUAGCUAAAUAAUGAAAAAGGUAACUCACCAAAUAAUCAGUUUUUACCCUGUUCAGAUCUUAGGAUGUAAAACAAAGAUUAUAAAGAAGAAGCUUUAAAUAUGAUAUCAAUUUUCUGUAAAUUGGAUUUUUUGAAAUUUCCUGGAAAAUUAAUUACUAUAGAAUUGAAUGGAAGCUAUGAUGAUGAAGAAGGCAAAGAAUUCUCAUUUUAAGUUCCAAAUAGCUAUUCUCAAAUUACCCUUUUUGCUAUAAAUAAUUAUAAUUAUGCCCUAUAAAAAGUCUCAUUAACUUAAUGUGGAAUUAGUACUAGAAGCCUUGAACAUCAAACAAAUCUUAAUAAAGAUAAAUGUUAUAGCAUCUCUAGGAAUUCUAAAGCCUUUAAAAAGGGAGAAUGUAUUUACAUUAACGAUGUAACAGCUACUUAAAUAAAGAUUAUCGAUUCUUUAGAAAAAGUAUAUAGAGAAUUAAUAUCAUUAAACAAUAAUGGGAAAAAAUUGAGGGUAAAAGAUCUUCAAAAUUGGGAAUUUCUAAUAAAAUGGAAUUUAAAAACAUUAGAACAAAAACACUAACUCUAUAAUGAAUACCAAAGCGAUGAGUUAAAUUUAUUUUUAUUUUUCAAAGAUUCCCCCUACUUUGAGGUUUAUGUUUAAAAUUACAUCAGAUGUAAAAUUGAAAAAAAUGUAGUUGAUCAUUUUUUAUGUUAAAAUGAUGCAGAAUUAGAAAGGUAUCUCUCAAUUUAUACUUUUAACUCUUUAAACACAAUCGAAUAAAUCUUAUUAUUGAUUUAUUAUUAGGAAAUAAAACCAAAUAAAGCUCUCUCUUAAAAUAUAUAUUCUUACUUGCAAUAAAAUCAUGAUAUACUCCCGUUUGAUGAAAAUUUAGCUUAACGCCUUUUCGACACAAUUUUAACUUCUCAAGAGGCAAAGGAGAUGAGAAAUAAUAAUAAUAACUCAAACAAUCCAUUUUAACCCUCAACUCUAGGAGAGAUGAAUUUAAAUAGACCUCCACCACCGCCCCCACCACCAUCACAUUUAUAUCCAAACUCAUCAACAGGCUUUGGCUUUGGAGGUUCAAUGCCUCCUCCACCACCUCCACCAGGAGGAUGCCCACCUCCUGCAGGAUGCCCUCCCCCCCCAAAUCCUUUCUCCACUUCCACUACUACCACGAACAAACCAUUGAUUGGAUUUAUUACAUCAAAAAAUACUGUAGAAGACAAAAUUGGGUUACUGCAAUAGUUGCGCUUUAGAAAUGUGUCAUUAGGUAGAAAAGCGAAGGAUUUCAGUGAUGAUUCAAGUGACGAUGAACACUAUAAUGAAUAGAGAAAUUAAUAUAUUUAAAACUAUAAAAACGUUGAAAAAACAAAAGAGUUUGGGGAACGACAUUCCUAUUAUUAUAAAGAUUAAAUUGUACCAAUAAAGUUAAAUAAACUUUUUAUAGAGUUGGCAAAGUAUUCAAUGAAUGAAGGAAUUUUAAAUAAAUCUUCCUUUAUUACCCCUGAAAUUAUUCAUUACAAUACAUUUUCUGAAUUUGUUUUUAUUCUUUCAAUUUUAGAUCUGCCUUUCUAAAACGUUAAAUAAUAGUAUUAUUAAUUCUAAGAAAUAGGCAUGUAAAUUGUUUCAGAAUCUAAUUUAAUUUAUUAUAGUAAAGAAAUUAAAGAAGUAGAUAUCUAAUUAAGAAAUGAUAUUCUUAUCACAUAAUUAUUUUUUGACGAGUAAAAUAAAAAAAAGGAAUUUUUAUCAUCAUAAGAAUUCUUAACAAAUCAUAUUUAUGGAUCAUUAAUAAUCGUUUCCAAUUUCUCUAAUGAUGAUAUUAACGCUUAAAUCUUUGUAGAAAUACCAAAUGGUGGAAUCCCAAUAAUCUCAUCUUUUUAUUCAAAAUCAAUUACCAUUUCUUGCAAUUCAUUAUCUACAACUAGAUAUGCAUUUUAUUGGUAUUUUCCUAAAAUAGGCACAUUUUCUAUUCAUCCCGCCUGCUUGACUAUUCUUGAUAAGGUGGUAGCUAGAGCAACAACUCAAGAUUUUAAUGUGGUUAAUUUUAAAGCCAAUCCUAAUUUAGAAGUGAUAGAAGACAUAUUAGGGACUGGAAAUAAGACUAAUAUUAUAAAAUUCUUGGAAAAUAAAAAUAUAUUUGACGAAAAAGUGUUUAAAUCUUAUUAAAUAGCCCAUCUAUAUGAGGAUAAAGACUUUUAUUUGAAAGUUCUAAAUAUAUAUAGGGCAAAAAAAUUUUAGGAUUCGUAAAUUCUGAAUUAUGCUGUCUACCAUGCAGAUUUUGAAGGUUUAUAGGAAUUUUUCCAGCAAAAGCAUAUUAUGGAUAAAUUUAAUUCAAUCAAAUAUUUCAAAUCCUCUCUUUUUGAGAUCAGCAACAUUAAAAUGCUGGAGUAUUAUCCAUUAAUUACAAAGCGUAUUCAUAAACUUAAAUAAGAUGAAUAAGGAAUUCUUAAUGUUGAACUUAGGAAACAAUAUAAAGAUUAUUUAUAGUAUUUAAUUGAAAAACCAAUUCAUUCUAUUUAAGAUAAAUUAGGAUUCUCUUAUUACCUCAUAUUGUAGGAAAGAAUAACAGAAGCUAUAAAAGUCAUGAACUCUAUCUAAUUGCCUAUAAAUGCUAAUAAUUCUGAAUUACAAUACGAUUAUUUUUUGGCUUAUUUUGACUUUUAUGUUGGUUAUCCUAAUUUUCAACAGGCUAGAAGAAUUUGUGAGAAAUAUUUGAAUUAUCCUGUUAUUUAUUGGAGAAAUUUGUUUUAUGAAAUGGCCAAUUUAUUAGCUGAAUUUGAUGGUGAUGACGAUCUAAAGGAAGUUGGACUAGAUAUAAAUUAAAAUUAAUAGUCAAAGUAAUUAGCCUUAAAGGAGGAAACCUUAUCAUGUGAAAUUUAAGGAACUAGAAUAAUACUUACGUAUUCAAAUCUCAAUCAAGCUACAAUUAUGUUUUAUAAUUUUAAUUAAGAAGUAGUAUUUUCUAUUGAUCCGUUCUAAUUAAAUUAAAGGAAAGACUUUUCAAUUAUAUAAUCUAAUCAUGAAAUUAAUUUGAAAUUAGAAAAUGAAAAAGAAGGAAUGUAAAUAAUAUUUUAUAUUUUAGAAUAUAUAUGAAAGUCAUAGACAUCCCAUUUCACAUCUAAAAGGAUAAUCUAUUUAUCUAGGUCAAUGGCAUUCAUAAGAAAUGUUUCUAAAGCUAUUCUUCAAAUAGAUUAGUUGUCAAUAUUAUGGAAAAUUGUGGCUAAUUAAAAGUGUGUGAUUAAAAUGGAAAAUAUUUGUCCAAAGUUUAUGUGAAAGUCUAUGUUUAAUAGAAAACAGGUGAAUGUUAUUUCUAUAAGGAUGGUUAUACUGAUUUAAGAGGUAGAUUUGAUUAUGCUUCCUAAAACUCAGAAGAAUUUUCACAAGCGCAAGCUUUUGCCAUUUUUAUAUCAGAUGAGUAACAUGGAUCUGCUGUUAAGGAAGUGAAAACACCAUCCAUUUUAGGAAAAUAUGAAGGGGAUGUCAAGCUUGUUUCAACUUUAUGGUAGAAGAAGGUUGAAUAUUAAAAGGUAUAUAAAAAUUUUAGGUGAUGAGCG
Molecule: messenger RNA, 6697 nt
Organism: Paramecium octaurelia
Lineage: Eukaryota; Ciliophora; Oligohymenophorea; Peniculida; Parameciidae
Source: the annotation of a GenBank genome assembly